AUGACUUCCUCUUCCCGCAGCCGUUCUCGACCGCCUCGCCGCGACCUCGUUACUCGAAUUCACACCGACGCUCUGGAGACGCCCACUACUCUCUUUGGAGCUAUCGACAUAUCUAAUAGCCGAGUACACGACGACUCGAGCUCCUCUGAGUCUGACUUUCAACGAACCAAACCAACGGCAGCGCCUUCUCGCCAUGCACGCUCCAUAAGUAAUCCAUUUCCAUCGCUUCUCGGCACUCCCAAGAAGAGACAAGGCUCGACGGGCCACCUGCAGCCUGAUUUUGAGGAUCGGGGAGUUGGUGAUGGCGCCAUGUCCGGGCCAAGCGUUAAUAAGCACAAGCGUGCAGGGCCGGGUGGCAGUAAGGACUUUGCUACGGGCAAUUGUAUGACUUGCUCGUCAUUGAUGAGAUGGCCGAAAGAGUUGAAAGUUUUCAAGUGCACUAUUUGUACUACCAUUAAUGAUUUGGUGGUUCCGGGGAGUGAGGCUACGAAGUCCGGGUUUCUCGGGAGGCGACGUGAUGGAAGUGUUCAUGCGCGGUGUGAGAGUCUGACUGCUCAACCGAUUUCGCUCCAACAUUGUCGUCGACUCGUGAGACAGUGUAUUCACUCGUACGUUUCCAGGAAGUUGGCCCCGAGACCCAGCCCUGAUGCUUCAAUAUGGCCGUCACAUAAUGCAUCCCAAAGCAGCUCGGUAGCACAGGAUGCUUAUAGGAACCCUCAUGAUGCCUGCAAUGGACAUGUGGCGAGCCCAUUGUAUGCAAGGGAGCACGAUGGCUACACUGCAAAAUACGUCUUUGAAGAGCAACCUACUUUGCGCCCGAGUCACCUGCGACCAAACACCGCCGUUAGGUCAUAUUCGUCUUCAUAUCCAGAACGGCCGCCCCCACCAGUGAGGCCAACAAAUCCAAAUAAUCUAACGGCACACCGCAGAGGCCCUUCUUUGGGUGACCAAUGCGAACCAAAGAGGAUAUUCAAACCUCUCGAAGAGUACAUUGCGAAAGUUUUCAACUCCUUCGAAUCUUUAAAUUCAUCAUUUUCGACACAGGAUCGCGGUAGAGACGACCAACAGAUUGAACAAAUACGGCGGAAACCGGUACCAUCUCGAGGAAGGUCUGACUCUCAGUCCGGAACUACUCACUCGCGAGUAGAGGAGUCACUGCCGGGCAAUGCCAUGAAUGAGAUUGACCCGAAGAUACUUUUGAUUGGCGAUGUUGCGGAGAAUGGUUUGUGGUGGACGGGCGGACGUAUACCGCAUGGAACCCCGAAACAUCACACUACCCGGCGACCCGAGAGCCCUCCCCGGAAAUCGCCUUCUAGUGUGAAAAGUCCGAAUUUAAACUGGGACGAAAUUGAUGCGUGGUAUGCCAUGACCGUCAAUGCUGCAGCGGACUGGUUUGCUGUGUAUGAAGACAUUAGCAGGGAAUUCGCCAUUCAGCCCAAAACACAAAGAGAACUUCAAGCACUGGAGCACGAACUGCUUCAAGGGCAAGAGCAUACCCAGCGAAUGCUACUGAAGGCUACGGAGUCGUUGCUUAAGAGACCUGGCCGGCCCUUGACUAGUGCUGCGGACCUUCGCUUUCUCCUCAUCAUCAUGGAGAAUCCUUUAUUGCAUUCUAGUAUGAAGCCCUUUCGUGGCAUUUUACAGCCGGAUACUGUAGUUUCGGGGCCAUCUUCAGUAACUCCACCCAGGGGAAAGGUACUUCCAAGCUCUGGGCUCUUGUCUGGCCAGCAUUCAGGUAUCAUCAAGCGAGUCAUUGGGCUGUUAUCAACCACGUCAGCAGAAUGCCACACCCACCUCAUCGCAUGGUUCUCAAAAUUUGAGAAUUCACGUUUCAUUCGAACUAAAGAUUUGGUGUCUGGGUUUUUGAGCUACCGCUUGCUCCGACAAAUCGACAAGAAGCAACCAACUGAAGUCGAUAUUACGGCUGGUUUGAUACCGGAGAUGCGGGCUGACCGGUCCGGCGUCGGCUUUUACUUGCACGACGAAAUUAGAUCUGGGGGAGCCUCGAAAAAGAACGGACCAGCACAGAAAAUAGCAUACACUGAAGACUGGCAGAUCAAAGCGGCAUCCCGCGUGCUUGCACUUUUAUUCGCGGCCAACAACACUCCUGGAUCAAAGCAUGGCCAUCCGGCGGGAGCAACGGCGUCAGGCGUAAAUGUUGCCACUGGAUCAACCCGCGAUUACGGACACUCUGGUGGACAGCUUCUACCCACCACAGAUUUUUAUAACUCAAUGAUAGACUACGCUGAUCUAGUCGGUGAUUUUGAGUCUUGGGAAUCCAAGCGAUCCAAAUUUUCUUUCUGUCAGUACCCAUUUUUAAUGAGCAUUUGGGCCAAGACGCAUAUACUCGAGCAUGAUGCCCGGCGGCAGAUGCAGAUGAAGGCACGGGAUGCCUUCCUCGACAGCAUAAUGACCAAUCGAAAUGUAAAGCAAUAUUUGUCUCUGACUGUUCGCAGAGACUGUCUCGUAGAAGACAGCCUUACUGCGGUGAGCGAAGUCAUUGGAAGCGGAAGUGAGGAUAUCAAGAAGGGUCUCAGAAUUACUUUCAGCGGCGAAGAGGGUAUAGAUGGUGGCGGGCUGCGGAAGGAAUGGUUCUUGCUUCUCAUCCGGGAAGUCUUUAAUCCCGAUCAUGGGAUGUUUCUUUACGAUGAAGAUUCACAGUACUGUUACUUCAACCCCGCGACCUUUGAAACCUCGGAUCAAUUCUUCUUGGUCGGUGUUGUGAUGGGAUUGGCUAUUUACAAUUCCACCAUAUUGGAUGUCGCCCUACCGCCGUUUGCAUUCCGAAAGCUGCUGGCAGCUGCUCCAGCACACGGCUUGGGGAUGUCCUCUCGGCCACGCCCAUCAAUGCAGUAUACUCUAGACGAUUUGGCAGAGUACAGGCCCAGAGUAGCUCGUGGAUUGCGCCAGCUUCUGGACUUCGAGGGCGAUGUUGAAAACACCUUUUGCCUGGAUUUCGUGAUCGACACAGAGAAAUAUGGCACAAAAGUUCAAGUACCGCUUUGCCCUGGUGGCGAACGAAAAGCUGUUACGAACAGCAACCGAAGGGAGUAUGUUGACCUCUACGUUCGAUAUGUGUUGGAUACGGCGGUUACACGCCAAUUCGAACCGUUCAAAAGAGGUUUCUACACGGUAUGUGGAGGGAAUGCCUUUUCUCUAUUUCGACCUGAAGAAAUCGAGCUCCUUAUCAGAGGCUCAGAUGAAGCUCUUGACAUUGCUUCGUUGAGGGCUGUGGCCGAAUAUGAUAACUGGGGAAACCGCCAACCCGAAGGGAGCAGCCCGGUAGUCUCAUGGUUUUGGGAAACAUUUCAAGAGGCAGCACCGGCCAAUCAACGUAAGCUUCUUUCAUUCAUAACGGGAAGUGAUCGCAUCCCAGCAACAGGAGCAGCCAUGCUUCCAAUAAAGAUUUCGUGUCUUGGUGAAGACGUUGGGCGGUUUCCGAUUGCAAGAACAUGCUUCAACAUGAUAUCACUGUGGCAGUAUGGAUCGAAGCAAAAACUAGAAGCCAUGUUGUGGAGAGCUGUGUUUGAAAGUGAAGGAUUUGGCCUGAAGUAG
Molecule: messenger RNA, 3555 nt
Organism: Pochonia chlamydosporia 170
Lineage: Eukaryota; Fungi; Ascomycota; Sordariomycetes; Hypocreales; Clavicipitaceae
Product: ubiquitin-protein ligase (Hul4)
Exons: 3
Coding region: 1-3555 (1184 amino acids)
Biological process (GO): protein polyubiquitination
Molecular function (GO): ubiquitin protein ligase activity
Source: RefSeq, a predicted model, not a curated record